Theileria parva strain Muguga is the source of this 606-nucleotide messenger RNA. RefSeq lists its product as uncharacterized. The record is from RefSeq and is a predicted model, not a curated record. The transcript has a single exon. The coding region runs from base 1 to 606 and encodes 201 amino acids. Lineage: Eukaryota; Apicomplexa; Aconoidasida; Piroplasmida; Theileriidae.
AUGAAGUUUUUGGUAUUGAUUUCCGUACUUUGUAGCGGAAAUUUUAUACCCAGCGUGGAAUCCACCACACCAACACCAAUACUAACACCAGUAGUAAGAUCAGAUGUGUUAUCAGAUGUGUAUAAAAAUCGUAGUAAAAAUAGAUUCAGUGAAGAUGAUUUGGGUGAGAGUAAUUUGGGGGAUAAUAAGUUGGGGGAAAGGGAGUUGGGAGAUGUGUUGAGUGGCUUUCUUGACGACUUUGAAGUUGAAUCCGGGCCCAUACACUUUGUCGUUACCGAAGAUCUACACGGACCCAAACAUGAUAAAUCCAAGGAAAAUGAGAAGUUAGGAAAAGAAAAAAAGGAAGUAAAAGUUGUAAAAAAGGAAGUAAAAAAGGAAGUAAAAAAGGAGAAAACUGUGAAAAAAGAAGAAAAGGGAGUGGGUAAGGGGUGUAAUAUGGAUGAGCCGUCGGAUGAAUAUCCAAUAGAUUGUUUUGAACAAGUGGAAGAAGAAGAAGUAAAAGAUGAAAAAGAGGUAAAGGAAAAGAAUUUGAGAGAAGUAAAGGAAACGAAUAGCUUUCACAAAUCAGCAGUAAUACUUGCGCUCAUCUCAACCUUAAUCUUAUAA